Molecule: messenger RNA, 4238 nt
Organism: Periophthalmus magnuspinnatus
Lineage: Eukaryota; Metazoa; Chordata; Actinopteri; Gobiiformes; Gobiidae
Gene: rgs12a
Product: regulator of G protein signaling 12a
Exons: 18
Coding region: 84-4232 (1382 amino acids)
Biological process (GO): signal transduction
Molecular function (GO): GTPase activator activity; protein binding
Source: RefSeq, a predicted model, not a curated record
UUUCUCUCCCUGAAAACGAAAGACAACAACACACACACGUGUUGGCUCAUGUUCAUUGAGAUACAGCAGCAGCAUCAACAGAAAUGAGGAUCCAAGGGCAGCCUGAAGGAGCGCGAAGGCGUCUGGAUUUAAGUUUAGUUGGUGAGCUGAGGGGUGUGGAAGUCAGCCGCGGUCGAGCUGGAUAUGGCUUCACUAUAGCAGGGCAGCGCCCGUGUGUAAUGAGUGGGAUUUUAAAAGGAAGCCCUGCUGACCUGGUGGGAUUUAAACAAGGGGAUCGCAUAAUGGCCAUCGAUGGGACAGACGUUUCAGCUGCCUCUCAUGAGACUGUGGUUCAGCUGAUUGGGAGCUCCAGGGGCCCUCUGAGGCUGGUGGUUCACACUGAAGGUCGCAUAAUGGAAAAUCCAAUUCUAGCAGAUGAAAAGUUUGGUCUGAAAGGGAGGGGUUUCCAGAGAGCAGGUGUUCUCCGCACCAUCUCAGACGAUUCUAAUAACUCCUCUUUUAAUCGAGCCACCAGUUUCAGACAGAGGCCUGUGUCAGAACCGGACAUGUCCCAGUGGUCACAGCAUUGGAGCGCUUUAGCUCAGCGGGACAAGGACGAGCUCUGCAGGUCAGGGGACACAGACUCUGUUUUCACAGACACAGGGGACGUCAGUCCAGACUGGAGUGUGUUGAACAUGACUUUGGUGGUGGGAUACCUGAGCUCCACUGAGCUCAUACUUAACACUUCAGACUCAGACGACUGUUUAAAAGCCAUUCUGGAGCGGAUCCGACAGCUGGGAACAGAGCAGGACACUCACACUCUGGUCAUGAUGAAGAUCAUGUUUGACUGUAUUAGACUAUGUGACGAUGCAGGCGCUGUACUCGCUGCUUUUCCAGCUGAGAAUAUGGUUUUAGGGGCGGUGUGUGCAGAAGACUCCCGUUUCUUUUGCUUGGUGACCACAGCACACAUUAUCAAUGGCCAGGUACCAGAGGACAGUCCCUUAAGAGCCUCCUGCCAUGUUUUCUUCAUUGACCCAGACCUGAGCAGCCAUCAGGACCACAUCGGCAUCGCUGGACGUUUUGGCCUGAGCUGCACUCCAGACCCGGACUCGUCCAGUUGCCUGGAGUUCCCUCAGACGCCGUCAGACGUGCUGCACUUCGUCACAGUGUUGUACAGUGACAUGGGAGAAGCAGUGGAGAGGCUCAGGGCCAAACUGGACUCUGAGGCACAGCAGCAGGUCAAUGGAACCACCGAGAACCACGGCAGUGCGAGCAGCAAUGGGGACAGCGGAAUAGGGAAUAGUUCUCCUCCUGAACAGAGAACAGACAGGGAUUUUUCUACUGUGAAAACCCCCCCUGGAUCCCACCUCCCCAGCUGUCCCUGGGAUUAUCCUGUGUCUGAAGACCUCACCUCAAUAAACCUUUCUAAGAACCAGCCCAAACCUAAUCUUGAGAACAGUACAGGCACGCAUUCCCUUUCCGAGUCUCUUCCUGGCCCUGACGGUCUCACCAGCUUCUAUGGGGGACCCCCACCCAGGCUGGAGUUCCAGUUCAAGCCUCCACCUCCUCCACUCCCACUCACUAAAAAAACAAACUUCUUGGUAGACCCUCUCCGGAGGAGCCAGAGGUGGUUUUCAAAGCCCAAGUGGUCCAGGGCUGUGAGCGAUGAGAAUGAGCCUCAGGUCUGGUCUAGUUUAGGGUCUGGUCUGUCCAACGUGCCGCCGUCUAUGAGCGCGAUCCCCUCAGACAGAUACCAGUCAGCAGACGCCAUGAUGCUCCCACCACGAGAGGAGUGGACCAAACGCUUUAUCGAGCAAAGAGACAAACAACACAAGUGCACUCACAAAAAUGGCUCCCGGUUUUGGGGAAGGGGCGUUGUCCGAGCGUCCAAACGGCGCUCGUCAAAACGUCUCAGUCUCGCAAGAUCCUUGGACGACCUUGAGUCGGCUGCGUCUUCAGAUGGAGAUUACGGUGGGGUCCAGUUGCAGGGAUGCUGCAGCCAGAGCAGCCUGAACAGUAAUGGAAGUGUCCCGGGAGCAGGAGGACACUCAGAGCGGCGCGUGGCCAGCUGGGCCACCGGCUUCGAACGCCUCCUCCAAGAUCCUGUCGGCGUGCGCUACUUUUCGGAAUUCCUCAAGAAAGAAUUCAGUGAGGAGAAUAUCUUGUUCUGGCAGGCCUGUGAAUACUUCAGUCAUGUCCCUGCAGCAGAUAAAAAACAGCUGUCCCAGAGAGCCGGUGAGAUCUACAACAGCUUCCUGUCGAGUAAGGCCACGAUGCCGGUCAACAUCGACAGCCAGGCUCAGCUGGCCGACGACGUGCUGACCUCGCCGCAGCCGGACAUGUUCAAAACGCAACAACUUCAGAUUUUUAACCUGAUGAAGUUCGACAGUUAUUCCCGCUUCCUGAAAUCGUCUUUGUAUCAGGAAUGCGUGCACUCAGAAAUGGACGGUCUCCCUUUACCGGAUCCGUACCAAAUUCCCUGCAGCCCUGCGCCCUCCAAGCACAGCGCCAGCUCGGACCGCUCCACUCUUUCCACUCCCAAAAAGGAGGCUAGAAAGCAGAGGUCGGGGAGGUCGCUGAACGAGGACGGCAACGAGAGCGCGGACAAAAAACGCGGCAUGUUCUUCUCCUGGUCCCGGAAUCGGAGUUUUGGGAAAGGUCCAAAGAAGAAAGACGUCGGAGAUCUUAACCUUGAUCACUGGGGGAGUAAUGGCAGGAGGGAGUCCCAGGGCUCGCUAUCUUCUGGCACAAGCUUAGAAAUGGCAACUUCCUGUUCGGCCGGCAAGACUGAGCUGGAGAACCGUCACUCCGUCGGCGUGUGGGAGCGCUCGCCGAAGCAGUGCGGCGUCAUCCUCCCCGAUGGGUCCAGCUCGUCCAUCGCCCUCAGGCCCGGAGCGUCGAUCAGGGACGUCCUCCAGGAGCUGUGUCAGAGCAUCGGCGUCAACAUCGCGGCCGUGGAUCUCUUCCUGGCGGGAGGAGAGAAGCCUCUAGUUUUAGACCAAGACUGUCUGACCCUCAGCUCCAGAGACCUGCGCCUGGAAAAACGAACAUUAUUUAGGUUGGACCUCGUUCCCAUAAACCGUUCCGUGGGGUUGAAAGCCAAGCCCACCAAACCAGUCACUGAGGUCCUGCGUCCCGUGGUGGCCAAAUACGGUCUCCACCUCAGCGAACUGGUGGCCAAAAUAUCUGGGGAAACUGAGCCAUUGGACCUGGGAGCACCCAUUUCAAGCCUGGAUGGUUUGCGUGUUGUUUUGGAGCGAGCGGAUCCGGCCGCCUCAGGGAAAGAUAAACCCAAGUCCUGUUCUCUCAAGAGCCACCCUCCCAGGAGCCUCUCUGCUACUGGAGAUGAGAGGUCAACACCAAAGGACUUUGGUCUGAGAGCUGGACCUGACUCCGGACUCGCAGGCGAAAAGAGAAAACAGAAAAAGAUUAAUAUAGAUGAAGCCGAAGAGUUCUUCGAGCUGCUGAGUCGUGCACAAAGCUCUCGAGCCAACGACCAGCGCGGCCUUCUGAAUAAAGACGACCUGGUGCUCCCUGACUUCCUGCGCCUGACCUCUGACCUCUCCUGCUCCACUCCAGAGUCCUUCAAACCGCACAGAGAAAACGGCGUCUCGACACGGGCGCCGCUGUCCUCGCGCUCCGAGAGCUUGGACUCCUCCCUCAGCUCCGGCGCCAACGGACACUCCCGGAGGUGCCUGCUGCCUCCGCGCCACACGUUCGGCACGCACCUGUCCCCGAUCCCGCGGCCCUCGGACUUGCGCUCGGGCCUGCGCACGGUGGAAGAGGACGCGCCCGCGGACCUGACUCUGGUGGGGGAGGGGGACAUCAGUAGCCCCAAUAGCACCCUGCUGCCCCCCUCCCCGCCCGCCGCGCCCUCCUUCGACCGCAGUCUCCCAGAGGCCAAUUUCACCCCUCCCCCGCCCUGCUCCCCGCCCAGCGCAGAGGGAAAAGCCACUUCAGACUCCACGUCCGACCCCGGCUCACGCUCCAAGUCGCCGAUCAUCACCGUGGACCCGGCGCCGUCGCCUCAGGAGGUGAUGGACGUGGAGGGCGUCCACCUGGAGGAGGGCCACGCCGCGGAGUCGACGUCCCAGGGCGAGGACUCGGAGCUCAGCCUGAGUUUCCAGGGUUACGUGGCCGAGCUUCGCCAAUGCCAGAGCAAAAUGAGGAGCGCUCAGGUCCCGCAAAACGGACGAAACCCUCCGGACGGACAGGACUGCAAAACAGAACUGUACAAGGCCACGAUCGUCUGAAGGGAA